ACGUUUGUUUGAAACACAACGUUUUAUUUUAAACCGUGUUUAUAAAAAUUUGCGAUUUUUUUUUAUUUUUUUGUUUGAGAAAAUUUUUCUAAAUACAUAAUUAUGAGUCCACCAUUAACAACAACAUCAGCUCCAUUAAAUGGACAUGGAUUUAUGGAAAUGUCAUCGGCAUCAUCAACAACAUCUAAUAAAUUAAAUUAUUUUUCUAUGUUGAACCUUGAUAAUCCCGUAUUUUGUUGUUUUCUUUUUUGGACAAGCGUUUUAGUGAUAAAAAUGCUUUUAAUGUCAUUAUUGACGGCAUUGCAACGUUUUCGCUUUAAAAUAUUGCGGCUAUUUCCUAAUGCUUUUAUAAAAAAGGUUUUUCCCAACCAAGAGGAUUUAUUUUUUGAUAAUAUAGUAGUACAAUUCGAUGAUCCUCAUGUAGAAAGAGUAAGAAGAGCCCAUCGCAAUGAUAUGGAAAAUAUUCUACCUUAUUUUACUAUGUGUUUAAUGUAUAUCUGCACUGAUCCUUCACCGGCUAUAGCUUGCAACCUAUUCCGUGUAGCUUCCAUAGCUCGUAUUAUACACACAUUGGUGUAUGCCUUCUAUCCAGUGCCUCAACCUUCCAGAGUUUUGUCAUGGGGUUUAAUGUUUGUCAUUACUUUGUAUAUGGCCGGUGAUGUCGGUUUACAAAUGAUCAAAUACAUUUAAGUUGAUUUUAAAUUCUCAAUCACAUGUCUAUUGUAUUUUAUGAAUUAUGAUUUUUUUUAAGCUUCGAUAAUUUAUCUUUUAUUUUAAGAAAACACUGCCGUUCUAAUGACUAAUAACGAAUAAAACUAAAAAACGAAAAACAA
Calliphora vicina (urban bluebottle blowfly) is the source of this 833-nucleotide messenger RNA. Its product is annotated as microsomal glutathione S-transferase 1. Gene Ontology annotation, cellular component: membrane. NCBI's taxonomy places the organism in Eukaryota, Metazoa, Arthropoda, Insecta, Diptera, Calliphoridae. The coding region runs from base 103 to 690 and encodes 195 amino acids. The record is from RefSeq and is a predicted model, not a curated record. The transcript is spliced from 4 exons.